AUGGGACUGUACGGAUACUGGGCUGGUAUUCGUGGCUUGGUUGAGUUCACUAUCGACUCGUCGUUUGUUCAUUCCAGAGAAAUGAAGCUAUCAAAGACAGACCCGGAGGCUUCCAUGGUGUUUGGACGAGCCGUGGACGAACUGUGGAAACCCAAGAAGCCCACGACACCCGAGAAACCGAGUGCGCGCCCAACCUUUAAUCAUCUUGAGGACUGGUACUGUACCAACACGUCGGCAGUCGGUUCUUGGUGGCGUUCGCCUCUCGACCACGAGUCUCAAACAACGCCCAGAAACCCAUCACUACCCACUGCGCGCGUGCGCGACGUAAAGGGUCCCGAACCAUCGCUAAAAACCCACCCGAAUUGCAACGUCAUGGCUGCUGCUGUGCCGUCAGCUCCUCCCACCGAGGCCACCACCGCCCAUCCUGAUCAUGCUCCGACAAAUGGCCACGCCAAGCCUGCAACAGAUUCCACAGAGACGACAGAUCCCACCGCUGCCGCGGCCGUCAACACCCCGCCCGAACCCAAGGACGAAGACAAGGCGAACAGUGCACCUCUGUCCAACGGCCACGAUGCGCCAGACGGCGAGCUGAAACCCGACCUUCCCCUCCGACCGUCCUCGAUAGAUGCCAAGGAGGGAGUCAACCCAACCGACCUGUCAGCGCAACCGCCGAAAACUGCCACUACCACCUGCACGAGGUCGCCCAGAGCCUCAACGACGCAACGCGCUGGCGAUGGCGCCAGAGAUACCUCGAUAGAAAUCGACAACACGAAGCCCGCCGACUUCGAGGGCGAGAUCCAGACCAACAACGACCUCCCUACGCCCGAGACUCUCAAGAAGAUCGAGAACUAUGUCGUGCUCGACCGUCAUGGAAAGAGCCAUCUCUUCAAGAGCUUAUACACCGGUCGCAAUGUUGCAAGACGAGUCCUCGUCAUCUUCGUCCGCCACUUCUUCUGCGGCAACUGCCAGGACUUCCUACGCACCCUCUCCGAAUCCAUCACCCCCGACGCUCUGCUCAGUCUCCCAAUGAGCACAUUCAUUGCCGUCGUCGGUUGUGGCAACCCGGGCUUGAUCGACAUGUACCUCCAGGAAACAGGUUGCCCGUUUCCGGUGUACACCGACCCCACGAGACGCCUGUUCGACACCCUGGGUAUGACGCGCACUCUUGCGCUGGGUACGCGGCCGGCCUACAUGCGCAAAUCCUUGUUCAAAUCCGCCGCGGAGAGCGUCCUCCAGGGGCUUAAGCAGGUCAAGGCCGGGCUGGCUACCAAGUCCGGCGACCACAGGCAGGUCGGCGGGGAGUUUCUCUUCGAGCCCGUGGAGCUCGGCACCGAGGUCUCCACGCCGUACGCCGAGCGGCAGCUCGAGGAGGCCAUGACCUCGAAGAAGAACAGCAUCGACAACAACCGGGAGGGCAUCGACGGCGAGUGCGAUGACGACUUCGAGCCGGAGCAGAAGAAGGUCACCUGGUGCCACCGCAUGCGCUCCACGCGGGACCACGCCGAGAUACCCGAGCUGAUGGAGGUACUGGGCCUCUCGGGCACCGGGAAGCCCCCACGCACGAGAACAAGAGGUGGUCCAAGGCUCUGCAGACGAGAAAGGGCACCGGCCUGA
Colletotrichum navitas is the source of this 1614-nucleotide messenger RNA. RefSeq names its product AhpC/TSA antioxidant enzyme-domain-containing protein. The record is from RefSeq and is a predicted model, not a curated record. Lineage: Eukaryota; Fungi; Ascomycota; Sordariomycetes; Glomerellales; Glomerellaceae. The coding region runs from base 1 to 1614 and encodes 537 amino acids. The transcript is spliced from 6 exons.